Scedosporium apiospermum is the source of this 3090-nucleotide messenger RNA. RefSeq lists its product as uncharacterized. The record is from RefSeq and is a predicted model, not a curated record. Gene Ontology annotation, cellular component: exosome (RNase complex); P-body. The coding region runs from base 1 to 3090 and encodes 1029 amino acids. Gene Ontology annotation, biological process: mRNA catabolic process. NCBI's taxonomy places the organism in Eukaryota, Fungi, Ascomycota, Sordariomycetes, Microascales, Microascaceae. The transcript is spliced from 4 exons. Gene Ontology annotation, molecular function: RNA binding; 3'-5'-RNA exonuclease activity.
AUGGAAGUUCUUCCAAGUGGCGGUGGUUCAAGAUGCCGCGGUCUCCGGUGUCCGAGUGGUCUUGCGCGAGCUCCAGUCGUGGCCUCCCAGAUAGCCUUCCAUGAGGCUGCACAAGACGUUGCCACCCCGCAGAGAAGAUCAUAUGCCCAACUAUAUGGUCAGCGCACUGCACAAAAGCUAGUCGACGAAAACUUCCUCGCAGACCUCGAGAAGCGAUCAACGAUCCGAGAGACCUUGAAGAAAUGGGAGCUCGACAACCCGCAAGAAAAUCAGUUCACCGUGUCAGCGUCGCUUGCGCCGGGCGAAACCCCCAAUGACAUGUUUAAAUCUCAGGCGCUCUCCGGAAUGAGAGAGGCUCGGCAGGUUAACGAAGCUGAGGAUGGGGAGUUCGCCGUGGAUGAAUUCGAUACAAUUGAUAGUGUUUCUGCGGCACCGACGGAGAUGCUGCGUCCCGGAACACUUAUAGAACUAAGGUUGUCUGACUCUCGAAUCCCGCUGCUGGCCAUAAUAUUAGGUCGCUUCUCGGGUGUGUAUUACUUCCUCGCAAACGGUGGACAGUUGACCGCUGAUGAGGGGAUCCCGUCCGUCCUCUUCAGCGUCGCCAAUUUCGCCACUCCCACAGAAAUGCAGGGUCUCGUGGAUUUCAUACCCAAGGACAAAUACAUCCACCCGCGUGAUGUCGCCAAUUUAUACCAACCUCCACUCGAGCUGGGCGCGCAUCUGCAAAAGAAGAUGACAGACUUUACCACCGCCUCUAGUCUCCUGUAUCAGAACAACAUGACUGCGUUGUCCGCGGCUGAUAAGAAACUCCCCCACGCCACCGAAUUCUCUACAAUGAGCCUUGACCAGAUCGCCCGAGUGUUGCUGCCAGAUAAGGCGAAGAGAAAUGGGCAGUACGGCCCGGAGAUGCUUUACGCCGUCCACAUCGCACUCAUGAAUGAUGAAACCGACAGCUUCCGUCCGUUAAAUAAGAUACAUGCAGCAAAGCAUGCAAGCUACCUCUACAGGAUCACUCCAGCCAGUUCGGUCCAGGUCAUCCGCAAAGUGCGCACGCAAGUUCGCCAGAUAAUGGAGGGACUGGGCCAUCAAAAGCUCGGCAAAGGCGGCGAUAGGGGUGCACUAGUGAACAACAGUCUGUGGAGAUUUAUCUUGAAGGCUAGACGAGUGAUCAAGAAGAGCCGAGCGAACCGAGCCUGGACGGAUCACGGCAUGCUGGUGCCGCACUACCAUCCCUACACGACGUUCCAAAACUGGACAGAGGAAGACAAGGAGUUUCUCCACUUCAUCGAACUGUGGGUCGGCAGCCAUGUGCACCGAGGCAGCACUCUGCACACCUUCGGCUCCGCCAUUCUCCAUCUGACCAAUAUGUACCAGCCCGCGAAGCAACUCAACGCGGCGACGGGCUGGGCUUUCCUACAGGAGCUAGGCUGGAUCCCAUCAUGGGAACUACCUACGCGCCACAAGUCCCCAAUUCCAGGGGCGAGAGUGCAGAGUGGAGGUGGAUAUAUCCGGCCGUCCCCGGGACCCUUCUCGGAAUCGAUGAGAGAAGACGUUGCCGCAGAUCACAGGCGGGAUUGGGGUCCUCUUAGGUCUUACUGCAUCGACGCCCCGACAACUACUCUGCUGGACGAUGCCAUCUCUCUCGAAAGUACAGACACUGCAGGAGAGUAUUGGAUUCACGCACACAUUGCCGAUCCCGCGGCGUUCAUCGAUCCCAAGUCCAAGCUCGCCGAUUAUGCGGCCAUCAUGGCAAUGGAUCACUUCAUCCCCGGAUACCGGUGCAGUAUGUUUCCGACCGACUUUUACGACGAGGUCGUCAUGAAGAAGUUUUCACUGGACAAGGGCCGGCCCUGCUUGACCUUUAGUACAAGGUUAAACGAGGAAGGGGAAGUGCUUGACGUGAAGAUCCAACCUGGUAUCCUUCAAAACAUAACAUUCCUAACUCCGUAUGAUGUGGACGCCUUUUGUCCGCCGAUACGUGUAACGCCAGAACCAAAUGGACUGAGCCGGUUGGUCGUCGGCCCCGCGCAACAACAGUAUAUACCCGGCGAGCGGCGAACCAUGAGCAAAGUUAAAGACCUGUCGGAAGCCGAGAAAGAGGAUCUCCAGACGAUGCACCGCCUUCUCAAGGCCGUGGACGACGUGCGUCUAAGGCGCGGCGCCAUCCCGCAGUCCCGAUCCUCGCGCUCAAUUCGAGUCAAGUUCAACGGCGCCGGGUCCCCCGAGCCGCCCCGCUCCGAGGACCCCCAGGCCCCAACGUGGCCCGGCGAUCCAGCCAUCGAAGUGGCAUUCGACGAGCGCAAAGACGGCACGCUAGUCGGCAUGGCCAUGAUGCUCGCCGGCGAAUCCGCCGCAAAAUGGUGCUCCCGCCGCCACAUCCCCAUCCCUUACCACACCCAGCCCGGCGCUCUACGCAACCCUCAGGGUCUCCGGGCACUAGGCGAGCAGAUCCGCGCCAUGACCGACAGCGGUGAAGCCGUGCCCAUGAGCGUGUGGCGCGCGUUUGACCUCGAGACGGGACCGACGGCGCAAUCCGUCGAACCUAGCCCCAUCAUCCCGCUCGGGCUAGAAAUGUACACGAAAGUCACCUCGCCGCUGCGUCGCCUCGUCGAUUGCAUAGUACACUGGCAGAUCCACGCGGCGCUCGCCGAGGAGGCGCGUCUGUCGCGCUCCCUCGCCGGCGAAGACUGCUCCGGCGCGUCGUUCCUACCCUGGGACACCCUCGCGCUCAAGGCCAAGCUCGAGUCCCUCCGCCUCAGCCACUUCGUCUCACACACGCUCAGCCGGAGCCAGGGGUCCCGCCCCUGGCUCUACCAGGCGCUUCUUCGCGCGUGGAAGUUCGGCGAGGCCGACAUCCCCGACACGUUCAAGUUUGUCGUCUCGCGCGCGUACGGACACCUGCUGAUGGGCGAGCUGGAUUAUAUGGGCUUCUCUGCCAUGUUGAGGAAGGGCGAUUUGGAGGGCGUGGCGCUCAUGGCGGAUGUUAAGGACGGGGAUGUGUUGGAGGUAGAGAUUGUAGAUGUUAAUGUGUACGAUAUGCAUGUAUUCGUGAGGGCUCUCAGGAGGCUGGAGAAGCCGGUGAGCGUGUAA